This is a messenger RNA of Pistacia vera, 612 nucleotides long. Its product is annotated as UTP--glucose-1-phosphate uridylyltransferase-like. Gene Ontology annotation, cellular component: cytoplasm. Gene Ontology annotation, molecular function: UTP:glucose-1-phosphate uridylyltransferase activity. The transcript is spliced from 8 exons. Gene Ontology annotation, biological process: UDP-alpha-D-glucose metabolic process; glycogen metabolic process. NCBI's taxonomy places the organism in Eukaryota, Viridiplantae, Streptophyta, Magnoliopsida, Sapindales, Anacardiaceae. The record is from RefSeq and is a predicted model, not a curated record. Bases 91 to 612 code for a protein of 173 amino acids.
AUAUUAAUACGCAUACUACUCUCCGUGCUCUCACUUUCAUUUCAAAAACUUCCAGAUUCCUCUUCUUUUGUCUCUUUACCUUUCUCUUCAAUGGCCACUGACACCGAUAAGCUCACACAACUCAAAUCUUCCGUUGCUGGCCUCAGCCAAAUCAGUGAGAAUGAGAAGAAUGGAUUCAUCAAUCUCGUUGCCCGCUAUCUCAGUGGCGAGGCUCAACACGUGGAGUGGAGCAAGAUCCAAACGCCCACUGAUGAGGUGGUGGUUCCUUAUGACACCUUGGCACCUGCUCCUGAAGUUCCAGCGGAAACCAAAAAGCUCUUAGAUAAGCUUGUUGUGUUGAAGCUCAAUGGAGGUUUGGGGACAACAAUGGGCUGCACUGGUCCAAAGUCUGUUAUUGAAGUUCGUAAUGGUUUGACUUUUCUUGACUUGAUUGUUAUCCAGAUUGAGCAUCUCAACUCCAAGUAUGGGUGCAAUGUUCCGUUGCUUCUUAUGAACUCAUUCAACACUCAUGAUGACACAGCAAAGAUUGUAGAAAAAUACUCCAAAUCAAACGUCCAGAUUCAUACUUUUAAUCAGUUAGGUGCAACUAUAACACAGUUCCUUUGCAUUUAG